This is a messenger RNA of Nerophis lumbriciformis (worm pipefish), 7302 nucleotides long. The record is from RefSeq and is a predicted model, not a curated record. Lineage: Eukaryota; Metazoa; Chordata; Actinopteri; Syngnathiformes; Syngnathidae.
AUGUGUGGGAACAGCACCCCCAGACACCACGUCCUCCACACAUCCCAUGCGGAUGCUGAAAGUUGGCAAAAGCAUCGAACCGGACUGGUUGGGGCUUCUGGCCCUUGUUCUGGCUCCCCUUCGCUCCUUGAGCCCCACAGUCUGUCCAGCAGCCACGACACACUCUACCUCUCGCACGUGCCGGGUCAUAGCCCGCCUGCGCACCAAAACAGAACCGGCCUCACACUGGAUGUGACCUCAUCGUUUGAUAUUGGUGGUAGCAUGCUAGUCAUUGAUGGGGAUUUACCCAUCAGCCCCAAUGUGAUCAAUAGACGUCGUGGGGGCCUGAUCGAGCAGAAGGACAUAGUGAAAGCCCACCAGGCGCAUAAGAUCCACAGCACACCACAAGCGCGUCGCAAAGAGUGGGAAAUGGCCCGCUUCGGAGACGACGUUCCGGUGUUGUUGAGCACCGGCGACGGGGGCUCGGAGCGCAACAGGAGCCGCGACGGAGCGGCCGCGUCCACAGGUGGCGUGUCCCCCGCAGCCUUCAAGCAGACCAAAGCGCAGCGUGCCCGCACUAUGGCCUUGUAUAAUCCCAUCCCCGUCCGGGAGAACUGCUUCACCGUCAACAGGUCUCUCUUCAUUCUCGGGGAGGACAACGUGGUUCGCAAGUACGCCAAGAAAAUCACUGAAUGGCCUCCGUUCGAGUACAUGAUCCUGGCUACUAUCAUCGCCAACUGUAUCGUCCUAGCUCUGGAGCAACACCUACCUGAAGAAGACAAAACUCCCAUGUCGAAGAGGCUGGAGAAGACCGAGCCCUACUUUAUCGGGAUGUUCUGUUUGGAGGCGGGGAUAAAAAUCAUCGCCUUGGGCUUCGUAUUUCAUAAAGGCUCCUACCUCAGGAAUGGGUGGAACGUCAUGGAUUUCAUUGUGGUGCUCAGUGGGAUUCUGGCUGCAGCAGGCGCUCAUAUGAACAAGUCAGUGGACCUUCGGACCCUGAGGGCUGUGCGAGUGCUGCGACCACUCAAAUUGGUUUCAGGCAUCCCCAGUCUGCAGAUAGUCCUGAAGUCUAUAAUGAAGGCCAUGGUUCCUCUGCUCCAGAUUGGCCUUCUUCUCUUUUUCGCAAUCCUCAUGUUUGCGAUCAUAGGCUUGGAGUUUUACAGCGGCAAACUGCACCACAGUUGCACGCCGCAGCCUGGAAUACUCGAAAACGAGACAUUGGACUCCACUGAGUUUGAGUUUCCAUGCGGUGUGCGUCAGUGUCCAGCGAAAUACAUCUGCAGCGACACGUGGAUCGGCCCCAACGACGGAAUUACGCAGUUUGACAACAUUUUGUUUGCUGUUCUCACCGUCUUUCAGUGCAUUACAAUGGAGGGAUGGACCACUGUUCUCUACAAUGCUGAUGAUGCUUUGGGUCCUAGUUGGAACUGGCUCUACUUCAUACCGCUUAUAAUCAUCGGCUCCUUUUUUGUCCUGAACUUGGUGCUUGGAGUCCUCUCAGGCGAGUUUGCCAAAGAGAGGGAGAGAGUGGAGAACCGCAGGGCCUUCAUGAAAUUGAGACGCCAGCAGCAGAUUGAGCGAGAGCUCAACGGUUACCGAGCCUGGAUCGACAGAGCAGAGGAGGUCAUGCUUGCUGAGGAAAAUAAGAAUCCCGGACCUUCCGCUCUUGAUGCUCUCAGGAGGCUCCCUGAGUGGAGCACAGGCGGCGCCUAUGUGUUAAAGCGAGCCACGACGAUAAAGAAGAGAGGCAUGGACUCGCCACAUCGCGGCCCAGGGGAGGAGCAAUAUGGCGACAUUUCAUCUGUGGGCAUUCCCGGGGCCAGAGAGAGCUUUCGAAGCGUCAGACGAGGUCCCGCUUCAUAUUUCCGCCGCAAGGAACGCCUCCUGCGCAUCUCUAUUCGCCGCGUGGUGAAGACGCACACCUUCUACUGGACAGUGCUGGGCCUGGUGGCUCUCAACACGCUGUGUGUGGCCAUUGUUCACCACAACCAGCCGCUCUGGUUGUCCAACUUUCUGUACUAUGCAGAGUUCUUGUUUCUCGCUCUUUUCCUGACUGAGAUGUUCCUGAAGAUGUACAGCUUGGGCCCUCGCCUCUACUUCCAUUCCUCUUUCAACUGCUUCGACUUCAGCGUGAUUGUUGGCAGCAUUUUUGAAGUGCUCUGGGGGGUGUUCAGGCCAGGAACUUCCUUUGGCAUCAGCGUCCUGCGUGCUCUUCGUUUGCUACGAAUCUUCAAAAUCACAAAGUACUGGGCGUCUCUGAGGAACCUGGUCGUGUCACUGAUGAAUUCCAUGAAGUCCAUCAUUUCCCUCAUCUUCCUCCUUUUUCUCUUCAUUGUCGUCUUUGCUCUUCUGGGCAUGCAACUUUUCGGUGGCAGGUUCAUCUUUGAGGACUACACCCCCACAAACUUUGAUACCUUCCCUGCAGCCAUCAUGACUGUCUUUCAGAUCCUGACUGGCGAAGACUGGAAUGAGGUGAUGUAUGAUGGUAUUCGCUCUCAGAAGGGAGUCAAAUCUGGCAUGUGGUCCUCAAUAUAUUUCAUCGUCCUCACCUUGUUUGGGAACUAUACUCUGCUGAAUGUCUUCUUGGCCAUUGCUGUGGAUAACCUUGCCAAUGCACAAGAGCUCACAAAGGAUGAGGAGGAAGCCGAAGCCGCUUUCAACCAGAAGCAUGCGCUCCAGAAAGCCAAGGAGGUCGGCCCACUCUCCUCCUUCAUGUCUUCAGAAGGAAGCCGGAGGAGGCGGCCAUACUUGUACAGAAAACGAGCCAUUCACCGCAGUCGACCUACCUACUCCUGCUCCCUGGAGGAGGCGCAGGGCAGCCUUAGGGAAGGCCGCCCUCUCCCGCCACUCAACCCGUCUAACUCUUUCAUGUCCAGGCGAGAGAGGAGAAAGAGGAUGACCAUGUCUGUGUGGGAGCAGAGGACCAGCCAGCUGAGGAGACACCGUCAAAUGUCCAGCCGGGAGAUUUUGUUUGGCGGCGGCAGCGAGGAGAAGGACGGCGCGGCCGCUUCGGUCCAAUCCCAACACGGGCGCCCACAGUCCUUGCACCGCAAGGCUAUGCAGAGCACCCCGCCAGGGGGUUUGAGGUGCCUGUCGGACCCCCUCGGAGACACCAUUGUGUCACCAACCAAGAACCAGACUUCCACAGAGAUGUCUUUUGAAGCCGUUCUGUCUGGUGUUAUCCCCGAACCUCCCAUGUCAGCACCGCCUACAGAGAUAUCUGACCCACUUAGUAUAACGCCCGAAGACCUCCCUGAUCCCAUUCUGGAUGAGCGGAGGAGCCCCAGAUUGACUGGUGAUCGUCAACAUAGGGCCGUGAAAAAGUUCAGACCACCCGACAAUGGUGAAGCAGGCAAGAUCAGGGGCAGAAAGGCAUUGCGUAGUCGUCAGAAUGGCACCACGAGUCAAGGAUCAUCCCCUCGGAAAGAAAACCACUCGGCGAGUCGCUCGGUCAGCAGGGAGAGGAACGGUGAGAGGACCAAGAUUCCAGGAGUGAAAGUGGAACAGAAAGAGGUACAGAGUGAGAAGACAGAGGAGUCCAAUCCUGAGGAAACUGGGUGAGGACCGUUGGACACUGAGCAACCAGACAACCAUGUCCAAAAGCGGACACAGUCCCCUCAGAAUAGCGAGGCAUGCCCUCUUGCUGUGGCAGAAAGCAACCAAGAAGACUUAGAUAAAUCUCAACUGAGUUCCAGCGCUAUCGUCGAAAUGCCAGAUAUGGAGGCAUCGAUGGAGUUAUCUACCAUCACUGUCAACAGCAAGGACCCUGAAGCCACAAAGUCUGAGAAGGAGGAGAGUGAAGACCUUAAAGCAGUCAAAGCUGCGUCACCUGACAGCAUGUUCAUUUUCAAACCGGACAACCCGUUGCGCCGAGCCUGCCAUUACAUAGUGAACCUUAGGUACUUUGAAAUGUCUAUCCUGUUGGUCAUUGCCGCAAGUAGCAUCGCUUUGGCAGCAGAGGACCCCGUCGCCACCACAUCCGACUGGAACAAGGUCCUGCGCUACUUUGAUUACGUGUUCACUGGUGUCUUCACCUUCGAAAUGAUUAUUAAGAUGAUCGACCAAGGUCUAAUCCUUCACGACGGCUCGUACUUCCGAGACCUGUGGAACAUUCUGGACUUCAUCGUGGUGGUGGGAGCGCUAGUGGCCUUCGCCCUCACCAAUGUGAUGGGAAAUAACAAAGGAAGAGACAUUAAAACCAUCAAAUCACUGAGAGUGUUACGUGUGCUCAGACCCUUGAAGACCAUCAAGAGGCUUCCUAAACUCAAGGCUGUAUUCGACUGCGUGGUGACAUCCCUGAAAAAUGUCUUCAACAUCUUGAUUGUGUACAAGCUCUUCAUGUUCAUCUUCGCCGUCAUCGCCGUGCAGCUCUUCAAGGGGAAGUUCUUCUACUGCAACGACAGCUCCAAGGACACGGAGAAGGACUGCAAAGGCUACUAUAUAAACUAUGGCAAGGAAAAAAAAGAAGUGAAGAAAAGAGAAUGGAAGAGACACGAUUUCCAUUACGACAACAUCAUCUGGGCACUGCUGACACUUUUUACAGUUUCCACCGGCGAGGGCUGGCCACAGGUCCUGCAGCACUCGGUGGACGUGACCGAGGAGGAUAGAGGUCCACGCCAUGGCAACAGGAUGGAGAUGUCCAUCUUUUACGUCAUUUACUUUGUAGUCUUUCCAUUUUUCUUCGUCAACAUCUUCGUGGCCCUCAUAAUUAUCACCUUCCAGGAGCAGGGAGACAAGAUGAUGGAAGAGUGCAGCCUGGAGAAGAACGAGAGGGCGUGCAUUGACUUUGCAAUCAGUGCCAAGCCGCUGACCCGUUACAUGCCACAGAACCGCCACACCUUCCAGUACCGUGUGUGGCAUUUUGUGGUCUCUCCCUCUUUUGAAUACACCGUCCUGGCCAUGAUUGCGCUCAACACAAUCGUACUGAUGAUGAAGUAUUAUUCGGCCCCGCCGGCCUAUGAAGCCGCCCUCAAGCAUCUGAACACAGCUUUCACCGUUCUCUUCUCCAUUGAGUGCGUCCUCAAGAUAAUGGCAUUCGGCUUUUUGAAUUAUUUUCGAGACACGUGGAAUAUUUUUGACUUCAUCACCGUACUUGGGAGCAUCACCGAGAUAGUAGUCGACUUGCAGUUCGUGAAUACGUUCAACAUGAGUUUCUUGAAGCUAUUCAGAGCUGCUCGUCUGAUCAAGCUGCUGCGACAGGGCUACACCAUCCGGAUACUAUUGUGGACGUUUGUUCAGUCCUUUAAAGCUUUGCCUUACGUCUGUCUGCUCAUAGCCAUGCUCUUCUUCAUCUACGCCAUCAUUGGCAUGCAGGUUUUUGGCAACAUUAAAAUUAGCGAGGAGACAGAGAUUAACCAGCACAACAACUUCAAGACCUUCUCUGGUGCUCUAAUGCUGCUCUUCAGGAGUGCCACGGGGGAGUCAUGGCAGGAGAUCAUGUUGUCAUGUCUGGGGGGGCAGCAAUGUGAGGUGGACCCUUCCAAUCCAUCACUUGCACUCAACACCAAACAGGAGGGAGGCUGCGGCUCAGAUUUUGCAUACUUCUACUUUGUGUCCUUUAUCUUCUUUAGCUCCUUCCUGAUGCUGAAUUUGUUUGUGGCUGUGAUCAUGGACAAUUUUGAGUAUCUCACUCGUGACUCCUCUAUCCUGGGCCCACAUCACUUGGAUGAGUUUGUCCGAAUCUGGGGAGAGUAUGAUCGCGCUGCCUGUGGUCGUAUCCAUUACACUGACAUGUAUGAGAUGUUGACCAACAUGUCGCCGCCCCUUGGCCUUGGCAAGAAAUGCCCGUCUAAGGUGGCUUAUAAGAGACUCAUCCUAAUGAACAUGCCAGUGGAUGAGGACAUGUCGGUCCACUUCACCUCCACACUAAUGGCCCUUAUCCGAACCGCGUUGGAAGUCAAAAUAGCUGGAGGAGGAGAGGAUCGAAAUCAGAUGGACUUGGACCUUCAGAAGGAAAUCAGUAUCAUCUGGCCCCACCUCUCUCAAAAGAUGCUGGACCUUCUGGUUCCUAUUAAUAAAGCUAGUGACAUGACAAUUGGAAAGAUUUAUGCUGCCAUGCUGAUAAUGGACUACUACAAGCAGAGCAAGGCAAAGAAACUACGACAGCAGCUGGAGGAACAAAAACACGCUCCAAUGUUCCAGCGCAUGGAUGCUUCCUCUUUGCCCCAGGAGAUCAUAUGCAAUGCCAAAUCACUGUCUUUCCUCAGUGCAGGAUCAGCUCUGACCAAAGGGGGCUUUGUGGCUCUCAGCCCCAUCUCCCCCCAAGACAUGUUCCUGCAGCCGCAGCCUCGCCCCGGGGAGGAAGAGGAGAAUGAUGAUUACUAUCAACCCUACCACCCUUAUCACUUUGCUCAUCACCACCACCACCAUUUAGACACACUGGUGCCAAAUGUCGUAGAAUAUAACCAAGUGACACAACAGUCAAGGCCGGAGCCAACAGCCGUCAAAUCACCUCAGCGCACAUCAUCCAUUAGAGCGUCGUCCAUGCCCAGACUGGCUGUGGAGCCGCAGCCUGGAAUGUCAACGGACAGAAAGCUGAUGACGCGCUCCUUUUCCACCUUUGGAGACCAGUGUGUAAACCGGCUGUGGCAAGAACAACAUUCUCUGGAGAGAGUCAGCCCCGACAGCACGUUUAGACUUCGACAGAAAAGCUAUAGAGGCACUAGAGUGAAUGAAAGCAGUCAUGAGAGGGGGCGGUCUAAAGAACGGCGCCACCUACUGUCUCCAGAUGUGUCCCGCUGCAACUCUGAAGAGCGCAGCCGGGACCCGUCAGGCGAGAGGGUACGCUCCCUCUCGCCUAAAGAAGGACACAAUCAGUCCUUACAGAGACAGGUGAACACAUCAGGUAGUCCAGCCCAUUCAGCCUCAGAGUCUGGUACCCCUCGUAAUCGCCGCCAGCUCCCGCAGACACCCUCCCGUCCUCGCCCUCACAUUUCGUACUCCCCCCUGGUAUGCCGAGAACACCCCACGGGCGCACCAAAGGCUUCCUCGGCAGUACUCGCUCCUCAUUCAAACUGCCCUGCUCCUUCCUCGUCUCAGGCGUCAGGCCCGAGCCAUCCGUCGCCCCAGCGUUACAUCUCGGAGCCUUACCUCCCGUUUCACGAGGGCCUCGGGGAAGGCCGGGUGGGUGAGGAACGUGAACACCUCACUUUUGAAACCGCCGUGGCCACCAGCUUAGGACGCGCCAACGCCAUCAGCUCAGCCCCUCAGCUAAGACACUCCUGGCAAGGCCCUAACAGACACUUGCGCGACAACUCAGAGCAAGCCCGCGCGCCUGGUGCCGCCGAGCUACUGAGCGACACGGAUGAUGACGACCGAUGCUAA